GGGAACGUCGUGGUGCUGGUGCACAGCAACCUGGAGUCAGAAGAUGAGGAGAAGGAGCUGGUGGUGACCUCCCUGUGCCAUCACAGUGACCUCAUCCUCUGGGUGGAGGGGCUGCUGACUGGAUUCUGCAAGGAUGUGCACGGGCAGAUCAAAAUAAUCAGGAGAGUGUCCUUGGAGCUGACGGGGGAGCAGGAUCAGGUCAAGAUCUACCAGUACAAGAUCCAGGACAAGAAUGUCACCUUCUUUGCUCCAGGACUCUCAGCUGCAGUCCUGUGACACUGUGAUACCCCACAGCAACCUGCAGUGAGGCUGUGAGGGGCUGGCUGUGCCACCAGACCAGCCUGGCUUUGUCACCAAACCUGGCUGUGCCACCAAAACAUCCUGGCAGUGCCACCAAAUCUGGCAGUGCCACCAGACCAGCCUGACAGUGCCACCAGACCUGACAGUGCCACCAGACCUGACAGUGCCACCAGACCUGGCAGUGCCACCAGACCAACCUGGCAGUGUCACCAGACCUGGCAGUGCCACCAGACCAACCUGGCAGUGCCACCAGACCAACCUGGCAGUGCCACCAGACCAGCCUGGCAGUGUCACCAGACCUGGCAGUGUCACCAGACCUGGCAGUGCCACCAAACCAUCCUGGCUGUGCCACCAGUGCCCUUCCAGGAACUGGAGCAGCAAACCCACCAAGGAGGGAAGGUUCAGGGUGUGUGGAGCUGCAUGCCCAGGAGGGGAUUGCCCUGCCCAGAGCUUCCUUUGUCCUCCCACCCCGUUCCCAACGUUUCCAGGCCAAGAGGAAGAGCAGGAACUUGCCCGAGUGGCCCUUGCAGCCUGUGAGCACAGGCAGAGCUCC
Messenger RNA from Calypte anna (Anna's hummingbird), 853 nucleotides. RefSeq names its product elongator acetyltransferase complex subunit 6 (gene ELP6). The annotation marks the transcript as partial. The transcript has 2 exons. The record is from RefSeq and is a predicted model, not a curated record. Gene Ontology annotation, cellular component: elongator holoenzyme complex. Gene Ontology annotation, biological process: tRNA wobble uridine modification. Lineage: Eukaryota; Metazoa; Chordata; Aves; Apodiformes; Trochilidae.